This is a messenger RNA of Leishmania major strain Friedlin, 1179 nucleotides long. Its product is annotated as putative actin-related protein 2. The transcript has a single exon. Lineage: Eukaryota; Euglenozoa; Kinetoplastea; Trypanosomatida; Trypanosomatidae. Gene Ontology annotation, cellular component: Arp2/3 protein complex; actin cortical patch. The record is from RefSeq and is a predicted model, not a curated record. The coding region runs from base 1 to 1179 and encodes 392 amino acids. Gene Ontology annotation, biological process: Arp2/3 complex-mediated actin nucleation. Gene Ontology annotation, molecular function: actin filament binding.
AUGCAUCUCCAUCGAGCACAGCCUCUUGAAAAGAAAGCUCUGUGCGGGGACGACCUUGUGGCGACGGGGGCGCUCGCCAUGGUGGAGCAGACGCAUCCGAUGCGCAACGGCGUGAUUCACAACAUGGACGCCAUGCAGGAGAUCUGGGACUAUGCUUUGUGCGAGCGGCUGCCAGCGCUGGUGGAGACAUCUGGUGGGGGCACAGCCCGAUGGCGGUAUGAAGAUGGCCUCGAGUGGCUGCAGGAGAGGCCCUUGCUGCUGAGCGAGCCACCGAAUAUGUCGCUUCGGCAGCGAUGUGACCUUCUUGAACUGUUCUUCGAAAAAUACGGCCUUUCAGCGAUCCAGACAGUGCAGCAGGGAAUCCUGUCGCUCUUCGCGAACGGCACCGAGCGCGGCGUCGUCGUCGAGUGUGGCGAGGGGCUCUCCCACUGCACGCCGGUGUUCGACGGAUUCGUGCUAGCGACCGCACAGCGCGUCGUCGGCGUGGCUGGUCGCGCGGUGACCGAGCGCCUUGGGCAGGUCCUGCGGCAUCAGCAGCCGCAUCGACGGUACCAGCGUCGUGUGCCAACAGGGUCUGGUACAAGCGCAAUGUCGCAUGCGUCUUGGCUCUUCCAUGACAUGAACACGCUCCAGCAGAUCAAGGAGCGUUACUGCUUUGUGGCACGCCAGAAGAACGGCCUAGAGGAUCGGCUGACGCGUGAGACGAGCGCUCUGCACCGCGAUUGUGUGCUUCCGGACGGCACCUCCUGCCGCCUGGGGCCCGAGCGGUUCGCCGCGCCAGAGGUACUCUUCAACACGCAAGAGAUCGGCCACGAGUCUGACGGCAUCACCACGGCGCUGUGGAAGUCGAUCGAGGCUGCCGACAUCGACGUGCGUGCUGCCCUCUAUGAGAACAUCAUUCUCUCCGGAGGGUCCACCUUGCUGCCAGGCUUUGGGGAGCGGCUGCAGCAGGAGAUGAAGUCCUUCUACUUGACGGAGAAGCUGAACGGCGACCCGGCACGCAUGGCUUGGUGCCCGAUCCGGGUGAAGGAACCGCAGCGGCGGCAACACAUGGUAUACAUGGGCGGCGCCCUCCUUGCAGAGCUAUCGCAGGAUCAGCCAGAGAGGUGGUUGUCGCGGAGCGCCUACGGGGAAGGCGGCACCUCUGCGAUCAUCGCUCGCUACCAUGCAACAGACUGA